This is a messenger RNA of Caenorhabditis briggsae, 1839 nucleotides long. Gene Ontology annotation, molecular function: phospholipid binding; actin binding. Gene Ontology annotation, cellular component: cytoplasmic side of plasma membrane; actin cytoskeleton. The transcript has 4 exons. Bases 1 to 1839 code for a protein of 612 amino acids. Gene Ontology annotation, biological process: plasma membrane organization; cell projection assembly. The record is from RefSeq and is a predicted model, not a curated record. NCBI's taxonomy places the organism in Eukaryota, Metazoa, Nematoda, Chromadorea, Rhabditida, Rhabditidae.
AUGGAUCCAGAUGCCGAGUUCAAUCUACUGACCACACUCUACCAGAGCGUGGUUCAUGAUAUGAAGCACACGUAUCCUGGAUGGGAUGCACUAGGUCAAAAAGCUCAAAAACUUGGGACACAACUCAGAGCGACAGCACAGUGCCUCUCUUCAUUCACGGAAGCCAUGCAGCUAGUCUGUGAUAAUGCUAAUAAUCUCAAAGGUAGUCUAACCCAUUCAAGUUUCUUCCAAACGAAAAAAAAUUCUUCAGGAGCCUCAAGAGAUGUGGGAGCAUGUGUAACGCGUGUGUGUAUCAAACAAAGAGCCAUAGAAAAUCGAAUGAGAUCUUGGGCAGAUGCGUUAUGUGAAGAGCUAGCGAUCAGUUUGCAACAGAGAGGAAAUUACUGGAAAGGAAGGUGCAGCGAUAUGGAUAAGAUGGCAUCGAAACACGUGAAGAAGGUUCGAGCAAGAAAGCAGAGACCAGAUGUGACGGCGAUGAGUGACAAAAGAGAAAUAUGUACGAAGGUGCUGACAGAACAACGGACACAAUUCUCAUUCUUCAUUCAAACACUUAUGCCAGUUCUGAAUGCACAAAUGAAUAUGCUAGACGAGGGAGCGCAUUUGAGACAAGUAGUUGAAAAUCUAGACAGUACAGUGAAGCAUGUGGAUACAGAACAACUUGUCUCAUCUAUAGUCUCUGAUAUUGCUCAAGGUCCAGACUCGGCUUGGAAACAGUGUCUGGCGCAGGCUGGCAAGAAAUGGAUGUCCAGUGAAGAUGGAUAUUCGUACAUGGGAUCUAUUCGGGAUUUAUCAACACGAGCCACAACUCCUGCGAGAACAACCAGGUCCAUCUCAACUUCAUGCACUAGAAAUCUUCCGCUUCUGACGAACACUGUACUGGAUUCUUCAGCUAGUUCAGUGGUUUCAAGUUCUACUCGAUAUUCAAAACCGCCUCUUCAACGUAGAAAUAGUGAGAAGAGUAUUGGUCACUAUUCCAUGUCAUCGCCUAACACUGAUGGAUCUUCUACUUAUCUGAAUCUAAUGGGAAACGGCGCUGCAAAUUCGUCAUCGAACACGAUAACAGAAAUGUCUCAAUAUCAACAAAAUGGACAUCAUCAGCCAGUAAUGCGUACGAAUUCAGCUAAUACAAAUACAUCAAUCGGUACAACUCCUACUGUCUAUCAUCCUGCAACACCAGCCACUUCAUCCUCCUGUGGCCAACCUGAAAUGUCUUCUGGAAGUUCUGGAACAUCUACAAGCGCUUUUCUCAUCUCUGAAGCGUGCCGCGACAUUGACCAGCUUGGUCAUUUGAGUGAUCUAGAAAACUAUGGAGCAACACAGGAUUCCACGCGAUACUUUUUGCAUGAUGUUCCGUCUCACAACACUCAGAAGAAUGGUACGAACGCAUCGUCGACAGCUCACGUGGCAGCGAUGAUACAACGAAGAGCUUCUCAAGCGGGAGAAUAUGCAGGCCACCAAACGAAUACUGAUCUUGGAAAACGUGCAUCUGUCUCAACGCUAGGAAGUUCAAGUAUAAGUAAUUAUGGUUCUGUAGGACAUCCACCACCGCCCAAUCAGGCACCAAAUCAGCCGGUUAGAAUGAGAACUACAUCCGCAUCUCGACCUCCACCACCUGCCCGUCGUUCAUCUCAAAUAACUGCCGCUACGCCAACAGCUCCGUCAGUUGCUGAGCAACGGAUGAACGGGUCGAUGGGUAGCCGACAAUCACUUGAUUCGGCUGGUCUCUAUGAAUCUGAAAUGCCACACCCUCAACAUUUUUACCAAAUGUCUUCCUUCAAUCGACCGACCCCUGCGAGUGUAACAGCAUCAGCCGCAGCUGCUGCAAAGUUCCGAAUCUGA